AUGAAGGCCUGCGUUCCCCUGAUAGUGGCCGUGCUCUGCGGCCUGGCCUGGGCUGGCCAAAUGGAGUCAUGCGCAUCUCGCUGUAAUGAGAAAUUUGACCGGGGUGCUGCUUGUCAGUGUGACCGGCGGUGUCCCCGGCACGGGGACUGCUGUGAAGACUAUGACCGCCUGUCUGAUGAGGACCCCAGAGAGCCAGAGCCAUUCCUGGAGCUGGAAGAAGAGACGGAGGGGGCCCCGGCUAGCGACUUGUACUCGGCACCCAACUCCUGCCGGGGCCGCUGCCUGGAAGCCUUCGACAAGCACCACCUAUGCCACUGCAACGCCCGCUGCCCAGAGUUUGGAAACUGCUGCGAGGAUUUCGAGAGCCUGUGUGGCCAUGAGGGCUUCUCCCACAUCAGCGAUGCCAUAACCAAGGAGGAACUGCAGAGCAUCUCUGAGAAGAUCUAUAGGGCAGACACCAACAAAGCCCAGAAGGCAGACAUUGUUCUCAAUAGCCAAAACUGCAUCUCGCCCUCGGAGACCAGCGACCAAGUAGACCGCUGCCCAGAGCCGCUCUUCAGGUAUGUCAGUGAGAAGCUCUUCUCCAAGCCGACCUACGCUGCCUUCAUCAACCUCCUCAACAACUACCAGCGGGUCACGGGCCACGGGGAGCACUUCACAGCCCAGCAGCUGGCUGAGCAGGACACCUUCCUCAGAGACGUCAUGAAGACGGCCGUCAUGAAGGAACUCUACGGCUUCCUCCACCAGCAGAACCGCUACAGCACAGAACAGGAGUUCGUCAACGACUUGAAAAACAUGUGGUUUGGGCUGUAUUCAAGAGGCAAAGAAGAGAGGGACUCAAGUGGCUUUGAACAUGUCUUCUCAGGUGAAGUCCACAAAAGCAAGGUCACUGGCUUCCAUAACUGGAUCCACUUCUACAUGCUGGAGAAGGAGGGCCUGGUGGACUAUUACAGUCACAUCUGUGACGGGCGUUGGGAUUCUCACCCCUAUGUGCUGGCCUUGCAGUUCAGCUGGGACGGCUACUACAAGGAAGUGGGUUCAACUUUCAUCGGCAGCAGCCCCGAGUUUGAGUUUGCACUUUACUCCCUGUGCUUCAUCGCCAGGCCAGGCAAAGUGUGCCAGUUAAGCCUGGGUGGACAUCCCUUGGCCAUCCAGACCUAUACCUGGGACAAGUCAACCUACGGAAAUGGCAAGAAGUACAUCGCCACAGCCUACGUGGUGUCUUCUACCCGAUAGAGCUUCGAGCUAGAAAGGGGCAUGAGGGCAGUGAGAGCUCUUGUCGGA
Molecule: messenger RNA, 1284 nt
Organism: Eubalaena glacialis (North Atlantic right whale)
Lineage: Eukaryota; Metazoa; Chordata; Mammalia; Artiodactyla; Balaenidae
Gene: ENDOU
Product: endonuclease, poly(U) specific
Exons: 10
Coding region: 1-1236 (411 amino acids)
Biological process (GO): immune response
Molecular function (GO): polysaccharide binding; scavenger receptor activity; RNA endonuclease activity
Source: RefSeq, a predicted model, not a curated record